AAUAAAAACUAAAUUUGAUUUAAACGUUUUGUGAGUUGCAUUAAAAAAAAACUGAAAGAAAUGUCAAUGUUCAACAUUUGUUUAUUUAUUGCAACAUUUGUUUUAGCAAAUGUUAUAAACGCUCAGAGUGACGUUAUGCCAGUCAGAGAUUGUGGUCCAAACGCUGUAUGGAGUUUUUGUCAAUCACCUUGCGCACCUUCUUGUGAUAGUAUUAAUAAUCCAAAUCCUAUUAGAUGCUAUUCAUUGUUAUGUCGUCCUGGAUGUAAUUGUAUGGAAGGUUACAUAAGAAAAUCUGAGACUAGUGGAGAAUGUGUUUUGAAGGAAAAUUGUCCGAAAAAAAAUCAACGAUGUGGACGAUUUGCAGUGUGGAGUGAUUGUGCUUCAUAUUGCCCUACAAAUUGUGAAGGUUUAAAUGAUCCAGAUCCAAUUAUGUGUCCCGCGGUAUGCAUAAAAGGUUGUGUAUGUCUUCCUGGUUUCAUUAGAAGAAAUUUAAGAGAUCCAAAUUGUAUUCCAGAAGAAGAUUGUCCAUUUUUAAAGCGAACUGAUGAGUAAUUUAGAAGAAAAACAUUUUUUUAAUGUAAAAUUUAUGUUUGAUUUUUAGUAAAAAAAAUUUACUGUAUUUGUAUAUAUCUAAUAAAAUUGAAAAAAAUGUAAAAAA
Molecule: messenger RNA, 658 nt
Organism: Leptopilina boulardi
Lineage: Eukaryota; Metazoa; Arthropoda; Insecta; Hymenoptera; Figitidae
Product: cysteine-rich venom protein 1-like
Exons: 4
Coding region: 61-552 (163 amino acids)
Source: RefSeq, a predicted model, not a curated record